CUUCUUGGCUGCCUCCUUCCCUGCCCCCGCCGCCGCCGCCCACACGGACCAAUCGCAUCCCAACUUUCGGUUUCCAAUUCGUCACUUUCGAUUCGUGCUUUUUGCCGGCGGGGCUUCCCUGUCCUUCCUCGGCCCGUCAGCUGACUUCGAGGAAAUGCAGGCACGCCCCCCUCUAUAAAGCGCGGGGUCGCGGGACUGUGCCCGGGCCAGUGGUGGAAGAAGGUCUCGCGUUCUGCCCACUGGCUCCGGAACUUGCAACUUUACGCAGCCUUUUUUAUUCUGCAAUAUUUAAUUUGCGCCAGUCGCGCUGGUGGAGGAGGAAACGCGCUUGCAAAGGGCUGGAGAGAGAUCGGCAUGAGCGAAGAGGAGAAACGGAGCCUGCUCUGCUAUCGGCAUUAUAUUGUGGAGACGCUGAAGCCUGUCUAUGUCGUGAGCUACAUGAAGGAUUGGCUCAGCGAUGAGACUGUGGAGAGAAUCCAAAGUCAUAAGGAGAAGCCCACUACUGCUGCGGGUUUAUUUCUUGACUCGAUUGUAAAUCUCACGGAAGAGGGAUGGUUCCGUGGAUUCUUGAACGCGUUGAAUACAGCAGGUUAUACCGGCCUCCGUGAAGCCAUUGAAAAUUGGGAUUUUGAGAAGAUUGAGAAGCUGGAAGUUCACAGGAAGUUGCUGAAUCGAAUUCUGCCCUCUUUGAGGGAAAUUGAUCCGGCUCAGAUACUAUUCUACCUGAAUGAUUGCCUCAUACAUGAGGAGGUUGAAGAAAUUCGACAGGUUAAAAGGAAUGAAGGAAAUGCAGCGGGUAUGAGGAAGCUUGUAGAAUGCCUCUGUAGGUCGGAUAAGGAAAACUGGCCCAAGACCUUCCAACUGGCGUUGGAGCAGGCCGAAUUUUACGACCAAAGCGAACUGUGGAAUUUGAAUGAAGGUAGUGUCGAAAACACCUGUGUGGAAAUGAGAGAUGAAGACGAGGGAGCCUGUGCUGUUGAUAUCAAUAUACAGUUUUCUGAAGAAGCCGAAUCGGACAAUAUGAGCGCGAGUCCGGGUUCCUCGUCGUUGGGUCCUUGCCCCCGAUCAGUUUAUGUUCCAAAGGAGGCCAGGAGCUACCAGACUGAACUUGCCCGACCUGCUCUCAGUGGCAAGCAUACCAUCAUCUGUGCCCCUACUGGUUCUGGGAAGACUUUUGUGUCUAUUAUGAUAUGUGACCAUCACCUCCGCAACAUGCCUCCUGGACGGAAGGGGAAAGUGGUCUUCCUCACGACUAAAGUCCCAGUAUAUGAACAACAGAAGAAAGUCUUUGAGGAAUAUUUCAAGGGAAAAUUCAGUGUUGCAGGCCUGUGUGGGGAAAGCGCAGUGGGUGCCCCUUCGGAUAUGGUUAUCGAGGCGAACGAUAUCACCAUCAUGACGCCUCAGAUUCUCGUGAAUUGCCUCAACCACGGAGAGCAAGCUUCCCUCUCGUCGUUCACGCUGAUGAUUUUUGACGAGUGCCACAACACGACCGGGAAUCACCCUUACAGCGUGUUGAUGUCCAAGUACUUAGACCUUAAAUUUGAGCAAGCCGCAACACCGCUACCUCAGAUUGUAGGACUGACGGCCUCCCUUGGAGUUGGCAGUGCCAAGAGCCUGGGUGAGACGGUGGAAUACAUUUGCAAGAUCUGUGCCAUGCUGAAUGCCGAAGUUAUAUCGACAGUCAGAGAAAACAUAAAGGACCUGGAGGAAGUUGUCUACAAGCCCCAAAAAUUGACUUGCCUUGUGAAGAAACGUCCCCAAAACCGCUUUGUCACCAUUAUUGCAGACAUGAUGUCUGCAACUGAGAGCCUAGCAAGAAAAAUCUAUGCUAUAGAUGCUUUGUCUCACAUUAAAAGUCGGUGUUUUGGAACCCAGAAAUAUGAGCAAUGGAUCGUUGAUGUGCAGAAGAAAUGCCGAGUGUUGCAGCUGCCAGACAAGGAGGAAGAAAGCCGCGUUUGCAAGGCUCUCUUUAUUUACACAGAACACCUUCGGAAAUACAACGACGCCCUCAUUAUCAAUGAAGAUGCACGCACUCAAGAUGCACUCGCUUACCUGAAGGAGUUCUUUAAGAAUAUCCGAAGUGGAGGCUUUGAUGAAAUAGAGGAGAAGCUGACAUUGGAUUUUGAAGCUAAAUUGCCAGAGCUGUGUAAAGAUGCUCAGGAUGAAUCCAAUGAAAAUCCCAAAUUGGAAAGGGUCACUUUUAUUCUGGAAGAAGAAUACCGCCUCAACCCGCAGACACGGACUAUUCUCUUUGUGAAGACGAGGGCACUAGUAGCUGCAUUGAAGAACUGGAUAGAAGAGAACCCCCAACUUCAACACCUAAAGCCAGAUGUAUUGAUGGGCCGUGGAAAAAGGAAUCAGGAAACAGGUAUGACACUCCCAAAUCAAAAAGGUGUCUUGGACUCCUUCAAAACCGAUGGGGACAGCAAGAUGCUCAUAGCUACAUCUGUUGCCGAUGAAGGGAUAGAUAUUGCUCAGUGCAACCUUGUUCUUCUGUAUGAAUAUACGGGCAACGUCAUUAAAAUGAUACAAGUCCGAGGACGCGGAAGAGCCAAAGACAGCAAGUGCAUCCUUGUGACGAGCAAAAAAGAACAGGAGGAGAACGAGAAAUAUAACAUCUUAAAGGAAGAGAUGAUGAACCAAGCCAUUGAGAAAGUGCAGAAGUGGGACGAGGAGACAUUUGCGCAGAAGAUAAGCGACUUGCAGAAGAUACAAAAGAAAAUUCAAGAUUCUAAGAAGAAAGAGCCUCAGCCCAAGCUGGAGACGGGCAAGCGGAAAUUGUUGUGCGGGAAGUGUAAAGCACACGCCUGCGACGUGGAAGACAUCCGGGUGCUUGAGGUAGCUCACCACACUGUCAUAGAUAAGAACUUCAGGAACCGGUUUACAACAAGGCCUCAUAGCAAACCCGUCCACUGGGGUCACUUUGAGAAAAAAAGCAAGAUAUACUGCAGCGAUGCCAAAUGCCAGCAUGACUGGGGCAUCGCAGUGAAGUACAAGGCAUUUGAGGACAUACCCAUAAUAAAAAUCGAGAGCUUUUCGGUAUACGACGUGGUCAAGGGGAAGCAGGAUUAUUUCCGGAAAUGGAAAGACGUUAAUUUUGCACUGAAAGAAUUUGAUAUUAAAGAAAUGUCCGAUUGAAAUGCAGAACGGGCCAAGCUACUUGUGGAACCUUUGUUCUGAACGAACAAACAGGCACCUUCCAUUUUUACAGCUUUUAAAGGGGAAGGCUAACAUUGUGUGCAUCUGCUGUUAAUAGCAUUAAACUCUGCGUUUUAUCAUUGCGAUUACUGUAGAAGCUUCCUUUGACGUAUUUUGUACUUUAGCGCUCUUAGGUGUUAGUCAGCAUUGCUUGAUCAAAUGCUAUUCUGCAAAACCUUUUAAAAGAAAAAAGAAAGAAAGAACAAAAGCUUGGUGGGUUGAUUGGAAUCUUAACAGUAUUUACCACAUGCACAUUGAAGUUCUUAAGUAGAUUAAACCUCUCUCCCAAUCACAUCUGUCGUGUGUGGCACUCUCUGUGAUGGGUUGACAACUUCAUGCACGUCUGGGAAACUGUAGCUGUUGCCUUACAAAGUUCACACAGAAGCAUAAUAUUGCUUACUUUAAUUCGCCUGUGGAAACAACUCAGAGGCUAUUAAGAAGAAAAAGGAUAACAACAAGAAGAUUGAAAGAUAGGACUGGUGAACACUAAGAGCAGCAGAAAUAUGAGAUGAUUGGACC
Podarcis raffonei (Aeolian wall lizard) is the source of this 3717-nucleotide messenger RNA. It is a transcript of the gene RIGI, whose product is annotated as RNA sensor RIG-I. Gene Ontology annotation, cellular component: cytoplasm. The transcript is spliced from 18 exons. The coding region runs from base 355 to 3138 and encodes 927 amino acids. The record is from RefSeq and is a predicted model, not a curated record. Gene Ontology annotation, molecular function: single-stranded RNA binding; ATP binding; double-stranded RNA binding. NCBI's taxonomy places the organism in Eukaryota, Metazoa, Chordata, Lepidosauria, Squamata, Lacertidae.